GCAAGUUUCCAUUGUGCCCAUUCCUACAUUUCCGUGCAUGUCCGCACAUUGAUUCCAUUAACAUCAGAUAUUUUCACUCAAAUUCCUCACCUUUUACUUCUUCUGAGGAUUUUUAUUUACUGAAUUCUCUGUAACCAAACACACCUUUUUUUCUCCAUGAAAUUCUAUGUUCUGUUCAUGUGUCUGUGUUCUUCAAGGUAGUUUCGACAAACCAAGAUUUUCGCGGAAAAUUCAUUCCCUGGGAGUCUGAAUUUUCCUCUCUUGAGAAAAUUCUGGGAAUUUUCGUUUUUCCCUUUUUCAGUGAGGUGGCGAAGAACCCGGAUUUUGCCGCGUAUUCGUUUCCUGAAUUUUUGCUUAAUUCCUCACUUUACUUCUUAGGUGUUUCAGUUUCCGUUUCCAAUUCUCAGCAACCAAGCGCUUCUAUUUUCGAUCAGUAGCAGCUGGCACUGAGAGCAAGGAGCUUCAGAUUCCAAACAUUAUCCGGAUUUGGAACUUCUCUGGAUUCUGCGAUCUUCUCAGCCAUAAUUGUGGUUUUUGAAACCAUAGAGAUUCUCACAUGGAUCUGGCAACUGGGAAAUGACCUUUUUUGCCCUCCUUAAUUUUCCCAAUGGCCAAACACCCGCUUUCCUUCCUCCAUUUCUUGCUUUGCUGCUGCUUUUUCUCUACCCUUUUAUCACCUUCCCUAUCCUCAGUCGAAGUUGAAGCCCUCCUUCAGUUCAAGAAACAGCUCAAAGACCCCUUACAUCGUUUGGACUCCUGGAAAGAUUCAGAUUCUCCUUGUAAAUUUUUCGGGGUCUCAUGUGAUCCAAUCACUGGACUAGUAAACGAACUCUCACUCGACAAUCAGUCUCUGUCGGGUGAGAUCUCUUCGUCGCUAUCUGCACUCCGAAGCCUCACACAUCUUGUACUUCCUUCAAAUUCGCUUUCUGGAUAUCUUCCUUCGGAAUUAAACAAAUGCAGCAAUCUUCAGGUGUUGAAUGUGACUUGCAAUAAUUUAAUCGGAACAGUUCCCGAUCUUUCAGAGUUGAGCAACUUACGGACUCUGGAUUUGUCGAUAAACUACUUUUCUGGUCCAUUCCCGUCUUGGGUGACAAAUUUGACUGGUUUGGUUUCUCUGUCCCUUGGGGAAAACCAUUAUGAUGAGGGUGAAAUUCCUGAGAGUAUUGGAAAUUUGAAGAAUUUGAGUUAUAUCUUUUUUGCACAUUCCCAGUUGAGGGGUGAGAUUCCAGAAUCGUUUUUUGAAAUUACAGCAAUGGAAUCGUUGGAUUUUUCUGGCAACAACAUCUCAGGGAACUUCCCCAAGUCCAUUGCCAAGUUACAGAAACUUUACAAGAUUGAGCUCUUUGAUAACCAGCUCACUGGAGAGAUCCCACCAGAGCUUGCAAACCUCACCCUUUUGCAGGAAAUUGAUAUUUCUGAGAACCAGUUGUAUGGAAAAUUGCCUGAAGAGAUUGGUCAGCUGAAGAAGUUGGUGGUAUUUGAAUCAUAUGACAACAACUUCUCUGGAGAAAUCCCCGCAGCGUUUGGGGACUUGAGUAAUCUCACAGGGUUUUCCAUCUAUAGGAACAAUUUUUCAGGAGAAUUUCCAGCAAAUUUUGGCCGAUUCUCUCCGCUGAACAGUUUUGACAUAUCUGAGAAUCAGUUUUCGGGUGCUUUCCCAGAGUACUUGUGUGAAAAUGGGAGAUUGCUGUACUUGCUUGCUCUGGGAAACCGAUUUUCUGGGGAGUUCCCAGAUUCUUAUGCCAAGUGUAAAUCUCUCCAGAGGUUGAGGAUAAAUGAGAAUCAGCUCUCCGGGGAAAUCCCAAAUGGGAUAUGGGCACUGCCUAAUGUACAAAUGAUUGAUUUUGGUGAUAAUGGGUUCAGUGGAAGCAUAUCUCCAGACAUUGGGACUGCCAGCAGCUUGAAUCAGUUAAUUUUGGCGAAUAAUAGGUUUUCGGGUAAGCUUCCAUCUGAACUUGGCAGCCUUGCAAACUUAGGGAAGCUCUAUUUGAAUGGCAAUGAGUUCUCUGGAAAAAUUCCUUCUGAAUUAGGUGCUUUAAAGCAGUUAUCGUCUUUGCAUCUUGAAGAAAAUUCGCUCACAGGAUCAAUCCCGGCAGAACUGGGCAAAUGUGCUAGGCUGGUGGACUUGAAUCUUGCUUGGAAUUCUCUCAGCGGUAAUAUCCCUGACUCUUUUUCACUGCUGACCUACUUGAACUCUCUGAAUCUCUCUGGGAAUAAGCUUACAGGUUCACUUCCUGUCAAUUUGCGAAAAUUGAAGCUAAGUUCUAUAGAUUUGUCUAGGAACCAGCUAUCUGGAAUGGUUUCAUCGGAUCUUUUGCAAAUGGGUGGAGACCAAGCGUUUCUUGGGAACAAGGGGCUCUGUGUUGAGCAAAGUUCCAAAAUCCAAUUGCAUUCGGGAUUGGACGUUUGCACUGGAAACAAUGAUCCGAAAAGGGUUGCCAAAGAAAAGCUGUUUUUGUUUUGCAUCAUCGCCUCGGCCUUGGUUAUCCUUUUAGUUGGAUUACUGGUUGUGAGUUACCGGAACUUCAAGCACAAUGAGUCUUACGCAGAAAAUGAAUUGGAAGGUGGGAAGGAAAAAGAUCUAAAAUGGAAACUCGAGUCUUUCCACCCAGUGAACUUCACUGCAGAGGACGUAUGUAACCUGGAAGAGGACAAUCUGAUUGGAAGUGGAGGCACAGGGAAAGUUUACCGUUUAGAUUUGAAGAGAAAUGGUGGCCCUGUGGCCGUGAAGCAACUAUGGAAGGGAAGUGGAGUGAAGGUUUUCACAGCAGAAAUUGAGAUUUUGAGGAAGAUCAGGCACAGGAAUAUCAUGAAGCUUUAUGCCUGCCUAAAGAAAGGAGGGUCGAGUUUUCUGGUGUUGGAGUACAUGUCCAAUGGUAACCUCUUUCAGGCCCUUCACAGGCAGAUUAAGGAAGGGGUGCCAGAACUGGAUUGGCAUCAACGAUACAAAAUCGCACUGGGAGCAGCAAAAGGCAUUGCUUAUCUACACCAUGAUUGUUCACCGCCUAUCAUUCAUCGAGAUAUUAAAUCAACCAACAUUUUACUUGAUGAGGAGUACGAGCCCAAAAUCGCAGACUUUGGGGUUGCGAAGAUUGCUGACAAUUCUUCUACUGAAUCUUAUUCUAGCUGUUUUGCAGGGACUCAUGGAUACAUUGCACCUGAGCUGGCAUAUACUCUGAAAGUCACUGAAAAGAGUGAUAUAUAUAGUUUUGGCGUGGUUCUGUUAGAAUUAGUUACUGGUCGAAGACCGAUUGAAGAGGAGUAUGGAGAAGGAAAGGAUAUUGUUUAUUGGGUUGGGACUCAUCUCAGUGACCAGGAAAAUGUGCAAAAACUUCUUGACCGGGACAUCGUAUCUGAUCUCGUCCAAGAGGACAUGCUAAAGGUCUUGAAGGUCGCUAUCCUUUGCACCAACAAGCUUCCAACUCCACGCCCUACUAUGAGAGACGUUGUGAAGAUGAUCAUUGACGCUGAUUCUUGCACGCUCAAGUCUCCCGAAAACAAUCCAGAAAAAAAUGUAAAGCCUCUUCUCUAGUUCUUCCCUCUGCUAGUAGUUGCUUGUGUUUUUUCUUUUUUUUUUUCUUUUCUUUUUUUCCUUUUUCCCAUAUGAACAUCAAAGCUAGUCUUUAUUUGCUUUAUGCAUAUUGGCCACAUGUGGAAAACACAUUUGGGUUCUUCUAUGUACAAGUAGAAGCUUCAAUGCUUCCAUGAAAUUGGUUUUGUGAACUACAUAUAGCUGUAGUCUGCUUUGGAGCUUAGAGCUGUUUUUGUUUAUAAAAAUAAAGCUUCUGUUGGAUUCAGGAA
Vitis riparia (riverbank grape) is the source of this 3801-nucleotide messenger RNA. Its product is annotated as receptor protein-tyrosine kinase CEPR2. Lineage: Eukaryota; Viridiplantae; Streptophyta; Magnoliopsida; Vitales; Vitaceae. Gene Ontology annotation, cellular component: plasma membrane. The record is from RefSeq and is a predicted model, not a curated record. The transcript is spliced from 5 exons. The coding region runs from base 608 to 3532 and encodes 974 amino acids. Gene Ontology annotation, molecular function: protein binding; protein kinase activity; ATP binding. Gene Ontology annotation, biological process: protein phosphorylation; hormone-mediated signaling pathway.